Messenger RNA from Sphaeroforma arctica JP610, 222 nucleotides. RefSeq lists its product as hypothetical. The transcript has 2 exons. Lineage: Eukaryota; Ichthyosporea; Ichthyophonida. The record is from RefSeq and is a predicted model, not a curated record. The coding region runs from base 1 to 222 and encodes 73 amino acids.
AUGUGUGAGGCGCAUAGAGAAGUACAACUAGUAGUGAAGGAGAUAUUCUGUGGCGGUGAAGGGGUUACUACUCGGGCUUCAGUACCACUGAAGGAUCACCAGUUGAAGAACUGGCCUGCAAGUACUACUGGAGUGCGCAAUGACCGCAAUGAAUGGAUCAAAGUGAAAGAUGGCACAUCUGAGUAUAAAAAUAGGCUGUACCUGAGCCCCGUGACCUCCUAG